Messenger RNA from Helianthus annuus (common sunflower), 2072 nucleotides. RefSeq names its product CBS domain-containing protein CBSCBSPB1. The coding region runs from base 182 to 1792 and encodes 536 amino acids. Gene Ontology annotation, molecular function: protein binding. The record is from RefSeq and is a predicted model, not a curated record. The transcript is spliced from 15 exons. Lineage: Eukaryota; Viridiplantae; Streptophyta; Magnoliopsida; Asterales; Asteraceae.
GAAAUGUAAAACCCCAAAGGCCAAAACAACUAAAUCGUGGGUGGGGUAUCUAUCAAUCCGAUCAAAAUCCCCCAUUCAUUCCAAUUAAUCUCCAAUCCUAGGGUUCCUUCCUUCCUUCCUUGUGGCUGGUGCGUUUUCUUCGUUGACUAAUCGAUUGUAUCAUCAGCAGGAGGAGGUUGGGAUGACGAUUAACGAGACGACGACGACAGGUGCUUCAUCACGAAGAAGUGUGGUAUUGCCAAGGAAGAGUGAUUCUUCACGAAGAUCUCUUUCUUCUACUCCUCGUCCCACGGCCUUAACAGGAGAACGCACCGUGAAGCGACUACGUCUCUCAAAAGCCUUAACAGCACCUGAAUCUACAACCAUUAAUGAAGCCUGCCGUCGCAUGGCUGCUCGCAAAGUCGAUGCUCUUUUGCUCACCGAUUCAAACGCAUUACUUUGCGGCAUAUUAACCGACAGGGAUAUCGCAACAAGAGUUGUCGCUCGUGAGCUUGAUCGUGAGACCACUCCUGUUUCAGCGGUUAUGACACGGAAUCCGAUUUUCGUAAUUUCCGAUACUCUUGCAGUAGAGGCCUUACAAAAAAUGGUUCAAGGAAAAUUCAGACACUUGCCGGUUGUGGAAAACGGAGGGGUUGUUGCUAUUCUUGAUAUAGCAAAAUGUUUAUAUGAUGCAAUUGCGCGGAUGGAAAGGGCUGCUGAAAAGGGGAAAGCGAUUGCAGCUGCCGUUGAAGGUGUUGAGAAGCAUUGGGGAUCCUCUGCUUCUGGUUCCAACACGUUCAUUGAAACACUUCGAGAGCGACUGUUCAAGCCCUCUUUAUCGACCAUAAUCUCAGGAAAUCCAAAGCUUGUGACUGUUUCACCAUCGGACACAGUGCUAAUGGCAACAAAAACGAUGUUGGAAUCUCACACUAGCUCCGCCAUUGUAACAGUUGAUGGCAAACCACGGGGGAUUUUAACCUCUAAGGAUAUCUUGAUGCGCGUUAUAGCACUCGGUCUUUCUCCUGAAUCUACCAUAGUGGAAAAGGUGAUGACUCAAAAUCCUGAAUGUGCUGCGGUUGAUACACCGAUCGUUGAGGCCCUGCAUAUUAUGAAUAAAGGAAAGUUUUUACAUCUUCCUGUUAUUGAUAAAGAUGGAACUGUCCUUGCUAUUACUGAUGUACUCCAGAUCACUCAUGCAGCUGUAGCGUCAGUUGGAAGUACCGCAGGAAUUGAUAGUGAUGCUGCGCAUUCAAUGAUGCAAAAUUUUUGGGAUUCUGCCAUGUCCGCACCACCUGCAGACGAUGAUAGUGAUACCCGAAGUGAGAGUUCGUUAAAAUUAGCAUCUGAAAGUGGGACGGAUAUUGGAAAAGCUUUUUUUCCGUCACCUACACUACCAAAUACGUUUGCUUUCAAGAUACAAGAUAGAAAGGGUCGAAUGCAUAGAUUUAUGUGUGAAACUCAUAGUUUGACGGAGCUUAUAACUGCAAUACUUCAAAGAGUUGGUGGUGAGAUUGACCGCAACAACCUCCCGCAAAUUCUGUAUGAAGAUGAAGAUAAAGAUAUGGUGAUACUUGAAACAGAUAGUGAUCUUGUUGCAGCUGUGGAACAUGCAAAAUCAGCUGGUUGGAAGGGAUUAAAGUUGCAUCUAGAUUACUCAGGGAUGCCUAGAAAUCGAAAAGGUUCAUCACGUGGUGGUGGUCUGGAGCAUGCUCAUGCGGAUGCAUGGGCAUCGGCAUACAGUUCGGUUGCAGCCGGAGCUGCAUUAGUUGCUGGUUUAGGUGUGCUAGCCUUCUUAAGAAGAGCUGGCAAUUGACACCUUGUGUUCCUUAGUAACCCUUAAAGGGUGACACGUCACAGCGAACAUUUGAGUUAAAAGACUCGAAAACAUUGAUAAUGUCGAAAAUUUUACUAGUAUACAUGAAAAAACAAAAACAAGAAUGUUAUUUGAGUUGCUCUCUACUUGAGAGUUGAGAGUGUGUAUUGUAUGUAUGAUGAUUGAUUCAUUUCGGGUUUUAUUAUGGACCAACUAUUUAUUGUAAUAAUUUUUCACAUAUGUAACAAUUAAAUAAUGUAUUUUCUAGAAUUUAAUCAUA